AUGGAGCGGCCAUCGCUGCGCGCCCUGCUCCUCGGCACAGCCUGGAUGCUGCUCCUGCUCCUGCCCCUCUCCUCCUGCUCUUCCUCCUCUUCUAACUACACGUUCGUCUGCGGGGCCUGCAUGCUGGACUACUGCCCGGCCCUGCCCCCUGGGGGCUGUCAGCUGGGCGAAACCCGCGACGAGUGCGGCUGCUGCCCGCUGUGCGCCCGGGGCGAGGGCGAGCCAUGCGGGGACCUGAGCUUGGUGGGCAUGCGGUACUGCGCGCACGGCAUGGCCUGCGUGAAGAGCCGCAAGAGGAGGACGGACAAGGUCAGGUCAGCGGUGAGCAGAAGCCGCAGGAUGAGCGGCGUGUGCGUGUGCAAGACCCGCUACCGGGUGUGCGGCAGCGACGGCACCACUUAUGCCAACGCGUGCCAGCUGCGCGCAGCCAACCUGAAGGCCGAGUUCCUGGGCAAGCAACCUAUCGCGCAGGUCAGCAAGGGCCCCUGCGAGCAAGUGUGGGCCGAGCCUGGGCAGGGGUGUCAGAAGUCUCCUGUAGCGCUCAAUUGUCAGCAGCCUCCGAUUUUCUGCGGUUGA
Molecule: messenger RNA, 576 nt
Organism: Jaculus jaculus (lesser Egyptian jerboa)
Lineage: Eukaryota; Metazoa; Chordata; Mammalia; Rodentia; Dipodidae
Product: insulin-like growth factor-binding protein 7
Exons: 2
Coding region: 1-576 (191 amino acids)
Biological process (GO): regulation of cell growth; regulation of signal transduction
Cellular component (GO): extracellular region
Molecular function (GO): insulin-like growth factor binding
Source: RefSeq, a predicted model, not a curated record